GCAUUAACCAACUACUUACAAUAUUGGUAUUGGUUAAGACGAUCAUUUCGAACAAAAAAAAAGGUUAUAGAAUAUGCAUAUUACAAAAUUUUUUGCAGCUUUUCUCGCCCUCGCUGGUGGUUUCUAUACCAGUUCAGCGGAUGUUCCCAAAGUAAAUAAAGAAGGUCUGCAAGAAUUAUUGAACGCCAAUGCUCUCUUUAUGACAAAAUUUUAUGCCCCUUGGUGCGGUCACUGUAAAUCAUUGGCACCUGAGUACGAAUUGGCUGCUGAAGAAUUAGAGAAAGAUAAUAUUUCUAUGGUUGAGGUCGAUUGUACAGAGGAGGCCGAUCUUUGUAAUGAAUACAACAUUCGUGGCUAUCCUACCCUUUCGGUAUUCAAGAAUGGAGGUUUAAGCAAUCAGUAUUCUGGUGCUCGUCGCCAUGAUGCUCUCGUCAAAUAUAUGAAGAAGCAGCUUUUACCUGUUGUUCAGAGUGUUAAUAAGGACAGUGUUGAAACUUUUACUCAAACGAACGAAGAUUUGGCUGUCAUUGCCUUCUUUGAUGAUCAAAAGCUGAAUGCUACUUACACAGAUGUCGCUGAAAGUUUACAGGAUUCAUUCGCUUUCGCUGCUUCUAACGAUAAGGAAUUGGCUAAAUCUUUAAAUGUUCCUUUCCCCGGUAUUGUUGCCUUUACUAAAGAUUCAGCCCAAGACUCCAAUCAGCUCGUAUACAAGGGUGAUUGGGAAAAGAGAGACAUCGCAGACUUUUUAAGCGUUUCCAGUAUUCCCUUAUUGGACGAAUUAAACCAAAUGACUUUCGUUAGAUAUCACAGCAGCGGACUCCCCUUGGGUAUCAUUUUCUACAAUAGUACCGAAUCUCGUGAUGAGCUGUACAAUGUGUUCCAGCCUAUUGCUAAGCAAUACCAAGACACCGUUCGUUUUGCCUUUUUAGAUGCUUUACGCUAUGGUGCCGUUGCUAAGCAAAUGAGCAUUGAACCUAAUUGGCCCGCUUUUGUAAUUACUCAUUUGGACAACUUCCUCAAGUUUCCUUAUCCUACUUCUGAAUUGACUAGCAAAAAUAUGGGUAACUUUGUCAAAGAAUAUGCUGAUGGAAAACUUCAGCCUAAGAUCAAGAGUCAACCUGUCCCUGAAUCCCAAGGUGAUUUAACUGUUUUAGUCGCUGAUAACUUCAAUGAUAUUGUUAUGGACUCCACGAAAGAUGUUCUUGUUGAAUUUUAUGCUCCCUGGUGUGGACAUUGCAAGAAUCUUGCCCCUACUUAUGAAUCUUUAGCUGAGGAAUAUGCUAACAACAAAAACGUGGUUAUAGCUAAGGUUGAUGCAACAGAGAACGAUUUGAACGUCUCCAUUUCUGGUUUCCCUACUAUUAUGCUUUUCAAGGCUAACGACAAGGAAAACCCUCUCUUUUACGAAGGCAGUCGUAGUUUGGAAGAUAUGUCUUCUUUCAUUGACAAGCAUUCCUCUUUUGAAUCUAGUUCUGAGGCCGAAACUGAAGACGUCAAUGAAGCAAAACAAGAUACUAAGAAGGAAGGAGCUAAGGUGACUGAUGAUGAAGAAGCUUUUAACGAGCUGUAAAAAGUUAUACUUGUUUUUCAUUAUCGUCCUUUUUUUAGCUAUCUAUUGUAUGUGACUAGUGGACAAUAACAUCGUAAUGUUUAUCAUGAAGACGGUAUUUUCUUUGAGUAGGAGUGUAAGUAUUAAUGAAAUUAAUGAAACGUAAGAGUAUCAAGC
Messenger RNA from Schizosaccharomyces cryophilus OY26, 1726 nucleotides. RefSeq names its product protein disulfide isomerase. The transcript has a single exon. Gene Ontology annotation, cellular component: endoplasmic reticulum. Bases 74 to 1570 code for a protein of 498 amino acids. NCBI's taxonomy places the organism in Eukaryota, Fungi, Ascomycota, Schizosaccharomycetes, Schizosaccharomycetales, Schizosaccharomycetaceae. Gene Ontology annotation, biological process: protein folding; response to endoplasmic reticulum stress. The record is from RefSeq and is a predicted model, not a curated record. Gene Ontology annotation, molecular function: protein disulfide isomerase activity.